AUGGACGGGUCUGCGCGAUCGUCAUUUGAUCCCUCGCGACUCACCAAAGCCGCCGCCGCAGAAUACUCCUCCUCCGCGUCUGAAUCCGAAGAUGAGUACCUCGCGCCUGGACUCGACGCCGACAACGACUUUGGAGACUUCAACCCUCGAAAACGGCGGCGCGUUGGAGGCAACAACAAGGAAAAGGCAGCGCUGGGUAUCUUCGGCUCCGACAGCGAGGACGAUGGCCCCGCUAGGAAAUGGAAGAAGACGACCCUGAGGAACAAAGGCAUGAAUUUUGUUUCAACGGGCGCGGGCAGCGACAAAGAAGAAGAUGCCCAAGACGAAGAUUCCGAAGACAACCGACCAGUUUUAGGAGGCAAUGCCAUGGACGAAGAUGACGACGAGGACGAGGAAGAAGCGCGCGGUGUAGGACUUGGAUUUGGAGCAGCAAGAGCUUUCGGGCGCAACGACGAUACGCAGAACUCGAGUCGAAGUGGGAGCGCCGACGCGCCAUCAUUCCCGACCUUUCGAACCCGUUUCGAUGGAAAGAAUCCCCUCGGCAUGGGCUUUGUUCCAUCCUCUGCAAACGAGCCGGUGCUCAAAAACCCACAGAACGAUGGCUCUCCAACGCCACGUAACAAGCCUCAACCGAGCGCCUUCGGUGCCAAGGGAAAGGUCAAUCCCAAGUCUUUUGGUGCUCGAAUGAUGGCAAAGAUGGGUUACAAGGAGGGGCAAGGUCUGGGUAAAGAGGGCCAGGGACGAAAUAUCAUCAUCGAGGCACACCUUCGUCCACAAGGCAGAGGUCUAGGUGCUGUCAAAGAAAAGUCGGAACAGGAGCGUCAGGAGGAGAAGCGACAAGCGCAGCUACGGGGCGAAGUUGUGGUUGAUUCCGAUGAGGAGGAAAAGAAGAAGAGACGGAAGAAGGCAAAGGCCAAGUCACUUGGGGCUGCGUUCGACAGCGCAGCUAGUACGCCGCGACGUCAGAAACCAAAGUACCUUACUGCAGAAGAGCUCAAGGCCGCUGCCCCUGGCCUUCAUAUCCCAGAUGCAUUCGCCCCAAUCCUCGACAUGACAGGGCCGGGUAGCAAGAUGCUGACAUCAACGAGCGGCAUCAUGACACCAACUACGGGUACGGCGACACCAGAGUCUUCGGAGGUUAUCGAGGCAAAAAAGCUAGUCAGGAGAGCUCAGGCCGAUCUCUUAGCCUUUUCCGACGAGUGGAAGAGCUUGCAGGAGAGAAAGACAUGGAUCGACUUGGAGCUGAAGGAGAAGGAACAAGAGAUGGACGAUCUACGGUCAGACUUUGAGAGGUUGCAGGUAUUCUCACAACUUGUCAACGGAGAGCUUGCAACAGCCGACUGGGGCCAGGUCAUCAGUUGUCUACAGAAAGCCCUCGAACUCAAGGCCGCAACCGCCGAGAUCACCGACAUCGCAGUUGCAGCCAUCCAUCCGUUCCUUCGGGAGGCAGAUUGGGAUCCUCUGAAGGAACCUACCCGGUUCGCUUCAGAGCUCAAAGGCCUACUACCCCUAUUUAUGCCGACAAAAUCAGACCACCAAUCUCUGGGCAAGUGGCAGUCAUCGGCGGUGAAUGAAGACGAUGUUUAUCGCCGCCAUCACAAGUCUACAACUCCAUACGAGAGUAUGAUGUACAAGAACUGGCUUCCCAAAGCCCUCGCUGCGGUUCGUUCUUGGGAUGUCCUUGACCCAACACCCAUGCUCAGCAUCUUGGAGGCUUGGGAUGAUCUUCUACCUCCCUUUAUCCGCGCGCAGUUCAUCGACAACAUCGCUCGAAAGUUGGAGACGGCAGUGUCGGAUUGGAACCCAAAGAAGAGGCGUCAAAGCCAUCUCCCGCAUAUUUGGUUGUUCCCCUGGCUUCAGUACUUGCCAUCAUAUCAUCUGGAUCCCAAGGGCACUGGCCUUGUGGCCGAUGUCAGAAGAAAGUUCAGACAACUCAUCGAUGUAUGGGAGUUUGAGCGAGGCCUCUUCCCAGGGCUCACUGACUGGGAGGGUGUUCUUGGAGACCAGUGGCGUCCGCUUGUCAUGUCGCACGUCCUGCCGUCCAUGGGCAAGUACCUACGUCGGAAUUUCCGCGUGGACCCUGCCGAUCAGGAACCUUACCUGCCGGUGCUGACGGGAAUCCUCAAGUGGACGCCCAUGCUGGGUAGACGGGUCAUCGCCGAGGUGCUCAUGCAACACUUGUUCCCCAUGUGGCACAAGAAGUUGACGGAGUGGCUCGCCCUCGACGAGGCUGACUUGAGCGAGGUGGCCGAGUGGUAUGGAUGGUGGAGGGGUGUUUUGCCCCAGGAGGUCGCCGAGAUGAGAUCCGUAAAGUCCGAGUUUGACAAGGGACUACGGGUGAUGGCCAAGGCGGUUGCAGGAGCAUAA
Fusarium falciforme is the source of this 2367-nucleotide messenger RNA. Its product is annotated as G-patch domain-containing protein. Gene Ontology annotation, biological process: spliceosomal complex disassembly. The transcript has a single exon. Gene Ontology annotation, molecular function: nucleic acid binding. The coding region runs from base 1 to 2367 and encodes 788 amino acids. Gene Ontology annotation, cellular component: U2-type post-mRNA release spliceosomal complex. The record is from RefSeq and is a predicted model, not a curated record. Lineage: Eukaryota; Fungi; Ascomycota; Sordariomycetes; Hypocreales; Nectriaceae.